ACUGUUUAUUGCUUACAGCUAUUUAUCAACAAUGAGUUUGUCGACGCCGUGUCUGGUAAGAAGUUUCCAACUAUCAAUCCUGCCACUGGUAAGCUGAUAGCCGAAGUUGCCGAGGGCGAUAAGGCUGAUGUGGACUUGGCCGUGGCUGCUGCAAAAAAAGCAUUCCAUAGAAACUCCGAAUGGCGCAAACUGAGUCCAUUGCAACGCACAGAACUUAUCAACAAGCUCUGCAGUCUCAUGGACCGCGAUAAAAAUGUGCUGGCCAGCCUUGAAACGCAAGACAAUGGCAAGCCAUAUGCAGAGGCCCUCUUCGAUGUGGAAGUCUCUAUUAUGACACUGAAGUACUAUGCCGGCUGGACUGAUAAGUAUUUCGGUGAUACCAUACCCGCUGAUGGCUUUGUGGCAAUGACACGCAAAGAACCAGUAGGUGUGGUCGGUCAAAUCAUUCCGUGGAAUUAUCCGCUGCUCAUGUUGGCUUGGAAAUGGGGGCCAGCGCUCGCUGUUGGUUGUACGAUUGUUAUGAAGCCAGCUGAGCAGACGCCGAUUACCGCAUUGCACUUGGCUGCCUUAACAAAGGAAGCUGGUUUUCCUGCGGGCGUUAUUAACAUCAUCACCGGCUAUGGUCCGACAGCGGGUGCGGCGAUCUCAAGCCAUCGCGAUAUACAGAAGGUCGCAUUUACUGGUUCCGUAGAAAUUGGCCGGAUUAUCAUGCAGUCUGCUGCUAAAUCGAAUUUGAAGCGCGUAUCGCUAGAGUUGGGUGGCAAGAGUCCAGUUGUCGUGUUUGAAGAUGCUGACGUUGACUUGGCGGUAGACAUCACACACGAAGCGCUUUUCUCCAAUCAUGGUCAGAGUUGUUGCGCUGGUAGUCGCACCUAUGUGCAUGAGAAGAUCUACGAUAAGUUUGUUGCUAAAGCUACUGCUGCGGCCAAAGCACGCAAGGUUGGCAAUCCUUUCGAUGAAUCCGUAAAGCAGGGUCCCCAAAUCGAUGAAGAAAUGUUGAAUAAAGUUAUGGGUUAUAUUGAAAGUGGCAAGCAACAGGGUGCCAAGCUUCAAUGCGGUGGCAAGCGAAUCGGCAAUGUGGGCUACUUCAUCGAGCCGACGGUGUUCUCUGAUGUCACUGAUAACAUGAAAAUUGCUCAGGAGGAGAUUUUCGGACCAGUAAUGUCUAUAUUCAAAUUUAGUAGCUUCGAUGAGAUCAUUGAGCGUGCCAACAACGUUGAGUACGGCUUGGCCGCUGGUGUUAUUACCAAUGACAUCAACAAGGCAAUGAAAUAUGCCAACAGCGUAGAUGCCGGCUCUAUUUGGAUCAACUGUUAUGACGCAGUGCUGCCACAAACACCCUUUGGCGGCUACAAGCAUUCCGGUAUCGGACGUGAGUUGGGUAAAGAUGGAUUGGAUAAUUAUCUAGAGACUAAAACUAUUACCAUGAAAUUGAACUAAGCCACUUCCAUAUAAAAAACAAUUUCACACAAUUUGAAUAAUAUUUUUUAUACACACAUUUAUGUAUAUAUUUUACUGUUAUCAGCUGUAAUAUGUAAUACACGCACACAGUGGUUAAAAAAAAAAAAAGUUAAAAAAUAUACAUAUAAAAAUUAAUAAAUAUUUACUUAAAAUAAGAGCAGUGAAUGCAAACACACGUA
Messenger RNA from Rhagoletis zephyria (snowberry fruit fly), 1640 nucleotides. RefSeq names its product aldehyde dehydrogenase, mitochondrial. Gene Ontology annotation, molecular function: oxidoreductase activity, acting on the aldehyde or oxo group of donors, NAD or NADP as acceptor. The record is from RefSeq and is a predicted model, not a curated record. NCBI's taxonomy places the organism in Eukaryota, Metazoa, Arthropoda, Insecta, Diptera, Tephritidae.